This is a messenger RNA of Aspergillus thermomutatus, 11832 nucleotides long. RefSeq lists its product as uncharacterized. The transcript has a single exon. Bases 1 to 11832 code for a protein of 3943 amino acids. Gene Ontology annotation, biological process: secondary metabolite biosynthetic process; fatty acid biosynthetic process. The record is from RefSeq and is a predicted model, not a curated record. Gene Ontology annotation, molecular function: fatty acid synthase activity; 3-oxoacyl-[acyl-carrier-protein] synthase activity; phosphopantetheine binding. NCBI's taxonomy places the organism in Eukaryota, Fungi, Ascomycota, Eurotiomycetes, Eurotiales, Aspergillaceae.
AUGGCUCCCAGACAACGUCCCGAGCCAAUUGCGGUCGUGGGAACAAGCUGUCGCUUCCCCGGUGACAUCCACAGCCCUUCUCAGCUCUGGGAGGCGAUCUGCUCACAGAAAGACCUGCUCACCCGCAUUCCUCCGUCCCGGUUCAACACGAAAGGAUUCUACCACUCGAACGGCGAGCGACACGGCAGCACGAACGUCGACCAUGCCUACUUGCUGGGUGGAGACGUCAGCGCCUUUGAUGCCAGCUUCUUUGGAAUCAAUCCUCGAGAAGCCGAAGCGAUCGAUCCUCAGCAACGGAUGCUCCUCGAAACCGUCUACGAAGCGAUGGAGGACGCUGGUCUGACCAUCUCCGGAAUGAAAGGAUCAGACACCGCGGUGUACGUCGGCUUGAUGACCGGUGAUUAUCAUGAAAUGCAGAUCCGCGACCCUGAGAAUAUGCCUAUGUAUAUGGCCACUGGAACUGCUCGCAGCAUCGUCUCCAACCGGGUUUCAUACUUCUUCGACUGGAAGGGACCCUCCGUGACCAUUGAUACCGCCUGUUCCUCCAGCCUUGUUGCUUUGCAUCAUGCCGUCCAAUCCCUCCGAGCUGGAGACUGUCAGAUUGCACUGGCAGCUGGGGCCAAUCUCAUUCUUGGGCCCGAGAUGAUGAUUGCCGAGUCGAAUCUCCACAUGCUGUCACCCACUGGACGAUCUCGAAUGUGGGACAUCGCAGCGGAUGGAUACGCCCGCGGUGAAGGCUUUGCCGCGGUCAUGCUCAAGACGCUCUCCCAGGCGCUGGCCGAUGGGGAUCGAGUGGAGUACAUCAUCCGGGAAACCGGAGUGAACCAGGACGGCCGGACGCAGGGUAUCACCAUGCCCAACGCAGCAUCCCAGACUGCUCUCAUCCAGCAGGUCUAUCACAAGGCUGGCCUUGACCGCGCGCGCCCUGAAGAUCGGUGUCAGUUCUUCGAGGCGCAUGGAACGGGGACACCCCGAGGCGAUCCCAUCGAGGCGUGUGCCAUCAGAGAUGCAUUCUUCGCCGACUCGCCGGCCACAGAGGAGCCGAUGUACGUUGGAUCAGUCAAGACGGUCAUCGGCCACCUGGAGGGCUGUGCCGGAUUGGCCGGUCUGCUCAAAGCAGCUGAAGCUGUGCGUCGAGCCGAAAUCCCCCCCAACAUGCAUUAUACAGCCAUGAAUCCCGAUAUUGUCCCUUUUGCGCGGCAUUUGCGGGUGCCGACCAAGGCCCUUCCCUGGCCAGGUCAGAACUCGGUUCGCCGGGCCAGCGUCAAUUCCUUUGGGUUUGGAGGAACCAAUGCCCAUGUCAUCAUUGAGAGUUAUGAUCGCCCCGAUCCAAGCCUGAGUCCUUCGUCACCCAGCAUCUUACCCGUUCCAUUAACAUUCUCGGCCGCCAAGGAGACGUCGUUGGCCCGUCUGAUCACUGAGUACGUCAAUUUGAUAAAAUCCGAGAAUACCCUACCUCUGCAUGAGAUAGCCGCAACUUUGGCAUCUCGGCGCUCCCAACACUCAAUCCGAGCCACCUUCUCCGGCACAGACAGGGACAAGCUUCUGCAGAAAUUGGAGACUGCGCUUACUGCACCGUCUGUAGGAGAGCGUAAGCAGACAGCAACCACGUCGAACCGGAUACUGGGUGUCUUCACUGGCCAAGGAGCUCAAUGGGCAUGUAUGGGACGGGAGAUCCUUCUCUCGUCUCCAAUGGCAAGAAAAACUCUGAAGCACCUUCAGGCGUCUCUGGACGAGCUUCCUGAUGGACCAACAUGGACUCUCGAGACGCAGCUGACCCAGACUGAGGACCCAUCGCUGAUCCAGGAAGCCGCGCUUUCGCAGCCCUUGUGCACGGCAGUGCAGGUGAUGUUGGUUGAUCUGCUGCGGGCCGCUCAUGCCUCAUUCCACACUGUCGUAGGCCAUUCGUCUGGAGAGAUUGCCGCGGCGUAUGCGGCCGGAAUGAUCUCCGCACGGGAUGCCAUUCGCAUUGCAUACUAUCGCGGACUAUACGCCAAGUUCGCCGGAGGCAGAGAAGACCGGAAAGGCGCCAUGAUGGCGGUAGGUAUCAGCUUUGACGAGGCGCAGGAGUUCAUCAACGACACCAGGUUCCAAGGCCGCAUCGCCGUCGCAGCCAGCAAUGCGCCCCGAUCCGUGACCCUCUCUGGGGAUGAAGAUGCCAUCGACGAGGCCAAAGCCAUUUUUGAGAGACAGGAAACCUUCUGCCGCCUCCUCAAGGUCGAUACAGCUUACCAUUCGCACCACAUGCUUCCGUGCCUGGACCGAUACUGUGCCGCCUUACAGGAUGCCGCGAUCACCCCCUUGAAGCCCACCGACGGAUGUAUCUGGGUCUCCAGUGUACACGGACGAGUGAUGACCACUGAUGAGGAGAGAGAGUCACUCAAGGCCAAGUACUGGGGUGACAAUAUGGCCAAUACAGUGCUCUUCUCCCAGGCGGUUCAGAAAGCGACGCGGCUACACGGCCCUUUUGCUGUCGGACUGGAAGUUGGGCCCCAUCCCGCACUGAAAGGACCGGUCACUCAAACGACAAAGGAGGAGAGCAGCCAGGUGUUGCCUUACAGUGGUACUUUGGCGCGUUUGGGACACGACGUUGAGGCUCUCUCCGACGCAUUGGGCUUCCUGUGGAAGGAAACCGGCCCUCAUUCGGUUGAUCUCCGCGCAUACGGUGCCGCGGCGUUUGAGAUAUCAUUCCAGCGCCAUCCCCAGAAGCAGCUACCGCGGUACCCGUGGGAUCACAGCCAGCGAUUCUGGAAAGAGUCUCGCGUGUCUAGAAGAUAUCGCCAACGCUCCCAGAACAGGCACGAUCUUCUCGGCACUCGCUGUCCUGACGACCAUAACCACGAGUUGCGCUGGAGGAACACCCUGCGCGUCUCCGAAGCGCCGUGGCUAUCCGGUCAUAAGGUCCAGGGACAGGUUAUCUUCCCAGCGGCAGGGUAUCUCGUGAUGGCCAUGCAGGCCGCGCAAGAACUCGCUGUUGACGCUCCUAUUUCCAUGCUACAUCUCCGAGAUGUCAAUAUCGACCGGGCGAUUGCGCUCCCAGAGGACAAGGGAGUGGAGGUUAUGUUUUAUCUUCGGCCAGACAAUAUCGCCUCGUCCAUGAUAGAGGCUAAAUUCUCAUGUUACUCGGCCACUUCGGACGAGGAAGGUGCCCGGUGGCAGCGGAAUGCCUCUGGAGUGGUGCAGGUUCAUCUAGGUCCAGCAGACCACAUUCAGCUUCCAUCCCCGCAGGAAGAGCCCGUCUCGCUAGUGCCGGUGAAGAUGGAUACUUUCUACACGUCAUUGAACGAGAUUGGCUUGGAGUAUACGGGCCUCUUCCAACGGCUAGACCAAGUAAACCGUCGCGCGGGCCGGGCUACUGGUUACGCACAGGAUAUCCCGUUCGACAGAGAAAUGCCUGUCAUGAUCCAUCCGGCGCUUCUGGAUGCCGCGUUCCAGACCAUUUUCGCUGCUUUCUGCUGGCCAGGAGACGGCAGUCUGCAAGGCCCCUACGUCCCCACGCAUCUUCGAUCUCUCCACAUUGUACCAACCACCCAUUUUGAUGGGCAGAAGAUGACAAUCGAAUGUACCAUCACUGAAUCUCUCCCGCAGACAGUCACAGCGGAUGUGGACAUCUUCGCGCCAAACCAGCCGCGUGUCCAGUUGGAGGGACUGACCUGCACGUUGCUGGACCCUCCGACUCCUGAGGACGACUGCGAGCUGUUCGCCGAGACGGUCUGGCAUGCCGAUGCUGGAGCCGGUCUCGAUUCCGCUGACCUAGCUAGUGACCGUACCGAUGACCUAGAGCUUGUGGACCUCUGCGAGAGGCUGUCCUACUCGUAUCUCCGCCAGCUCAAUGCCACUAUUGACCGCAGCGAGGUGGAUUCUUUUGUCUGGCAUCACCAGCGUAUCUUCGAGUUCAUCGACUACCUAUUUCCCCUGAUCGAAAGCGGCCAGCACCCCACCAUCCGGCCAGAAUGGAAAGAUGAUUCCCACGAGUGGUUGCUUGGCCAGGCCCGACAGCAUCCUGGCAUGGUGGAUCUUCAGCUGAUCUCCGCGGUUGGCGAACACCUGGCGGACGUGGUUCGGGGCAAAACCACCAUGCUGGAGCAUAUGAUCGCCGAUAACACCCUGGACCGAUUCUACAAGUACGGCCUCGGUUUUCAGCGGGCCAACAGCGCUCUCAGUCGUGUAGCUGGGCAGAUCGCCCAUCGCUACCCGCGCAUGAGGAUCCUGGAGAUUGGCGCCGGCACAGGGGGCGCAACCAAGGGGAUACUGGAGCAGCUGGGCGACGCGUUUGAACAGUACGUGUUUACCGACAUCUCUACAGGCUUCUUCGAGAAAGCCCAGGAACAGUUUGCAAGGUGGGCGUCGCGGAUGACGUUUCGGCCCCUCAACAUUGAAGAGGAGGUAGCCUCCCAGGGAUUUGAGGACGGUUCUUUUGACCUGAUCAUCGCCUCAAAUGUGCUGCAUGCGACCAAGAGGCUGGAGUACACGAUGCAGAAUGUCCGCAGAUUGCUAAAACCAGGCGGGUUCUUGCUUCUCCUGGAGGUAACAAGCGAUAUUCUUCGGGUCAAGUUGAUGAUGGCAGGCCUUUCCGGAUGGUGGUUGGGCGCUGAUGACGGUCGACGAUUCGCCCCGACUAUCAGCGCCCCUCAAUGGCAUGAUCUCUUGAUCCGUACCGGAUUCUCCGGGGUCGAUCAGAGGGUGACUGAUUUCCAGGAUGUGUCCAAGCAUAUGACCUCGGUGAUGCUCUCUCAGGCAGUGGAUCCUGACGUUGCUUUGUUAAGGGAUCCCCUGGCCCUGCCUCACCCUGCAAUGACUGUGGAUCGGGUCAUUCUCGUCGGAGGCCAAACCGCGACUGUACGCACGUUAGCGGAGCAAGUCUCGUCUCUGAUGCUGAGCUGGAGCACUGAGUCGCCUGUUAUUGUGCCCUCUUUGGAGGACAUGGCUCGCUGCGAUAUAGGCUCUGCCGCCGCAGUUGUGUGUCUGGCUGACCUGGAGCAGCCCGUGGUGUGGGGUGUGAACGAUGAGCGACUCGCUGGACUGAAGAAGCUUCUCAAUCAAUGCCGUCAGCUGCUGUGGAUUACGGCUGGAGCUCGCGAUAGCAACCCGUACGCCAACAUGAGCAUCGGGCUCGGACGGUCGUUGAUGUACGAAUACCCUCACAUCCGCAUGCAAUUCCUCAAUUUGGCCAGUGGUUGGGACGGUCAAGCAGCACAGAUCGCCACUGCAAUGGCUCGCCUCAUUUUGGCGGACAAGAUGGAGCUUCCAUCGAAGCGGACGUUGUGGAGUGUCGAGCCAGAAAUCGUAUUGCAGAAAGGCCGCUGGAUGAUCCCUCGCAUUCUGCCCAACGAUCGUAUGAACCGUCGACUCAAUGCCAGCAGAAGGAGGAUCACAGAUAACCUUUCUUUGUCAGAGUGUCCCGUGGAAGUAGUCGGCGAUGGCGCAGAUAUGUGGUUUGAGAAGGCCGACCUUGCGGUGCAGAAUGAAACGCUCCUGGUUCGGACCCAGUACGCUCUUUUGCACAGCCUUUCAUUGACCAAAUCUGCGUCUCUAUAUCUGUCAAUCUGCAAGGUGGAGCAUUCGGACUCGAGCAGCCCCAUUUCCAUGGGCUCGACGGUUCUGGCUCUAAAUCACCGGAAUUUAUCCCUCUCACGGGUCCCCCUGGCCCAUGUUGUCCCCAUUGUGAGGUCCAGUGCGACGCCGGACUGUCUACUGCUGACUGCGCUGGCACUGGUGGUCAAUACGGUCCUCGAUCAAGUUCCCUUGCAGGGACGUAUCCUCCUGGUAGACCCUGAUCCAGUCGUGCGACGACUCGUCGAGGAUCGUGCGCGCACCCAGAGCUUGUCGGUGACAGUCGUGCAUUUCUCCCCUGGGCAUGAAGACGCCAUCUAUAUUUCUCGCUUACUCCCUCAACGUCACAUCUGUGCACGUCUUCCCGUCAGAGUGGAUUGCGUACUCGACUGCUGCUUUGAAAGACACCCACUGGAGGAGGUACCGCAUCGACAACACACCAUUCGUUUGCACGAUAUCUUUCAGGCUCCAUCUGCGGUCCACAAUUCAGCAGCAUUACCUUCACAAAAGGAUCUCGUGGGAGCCUUGGGAGCCGCCUCAGAUUGUCUCGAAGUACACAAGGUUCCAGUUCAGCUCAUUCCACUUCCCGAUGUCAGUAGUGCAUCCCCUUCCGCGGAUUAUACAUCUAUUAUCGACUUCACAGCCGCGUCGACUGUUCAGACGCGUGUACGGCCUAUUGAUACCCACACCCUCUUCCGGUCGGACCGAUCUUAUCUGCUUGUUGGCUGCACGGGUGGACUAGGUCAAUCACUCACUCGCUGGAUGGUGCAGAAUGGCGUUCGCUAUCUCAUCCUGACCAGCCGAAGCGUGAAAAAUGUGAAUCAAGUGUGGCUGGACGAACUGAAGCGCAUGGGGGCGCAAGUUCAUCUAUUCGAACUGGACAUUGCAGACAAAUCGGCCCUACUAGCGAUGCACGACCAGGUUCAGCGUGAACUGCCCCCCAUUGCCGGAGUGGCCAACGCAGCGAUGGUGCUCUCGGAUCGACUCUUCAACGACAUGACUGUGGAAGAUCUCCGAAAGGUGCUCAAUCCCAAAGUGGCAGGUACUGCCCAUCUCGAUGAGUUAUUCUCCACUCCCACAUUGGAUUUCUUCGUGCUGUUCUCCUCGCUGGCCAGCAUUGUGGGAAACCGCGGCCAGUCAAAUUACGGUGCAGCGAACUUGUUCAUGACGAGCCUGGCCGCGCGACGGAAGCAACGAGGCCUUGCAGGCUCCGUGCUGGACAUUGGCAUGGUUUUGGGCAUUGGGUACGUCUCGCAAACCGGCAUCUACGAAUCCACGCUGCGCCGGUUCAACUACAUGCCCAUCUCGGAGCCCAAGUUCCACCUCAUGUUCACCGAGGCCAUCGUCGCCGGUCGUCCGGACCAACAGGGCGCCCCCGCCGAGAUCAUUACCGGUCUGCAUCGCAUUGCCGAGUCGGACGCAAGUGAAAACCAGGCCUUCUGGGCGGGCAAUCCACGCUUCUCCCACUACACUCUCCGCGACAAUAUUGGCCCCGAGCGGACCACCACUGCUGUCGUCGCGCUGAGAAGACAGCUGGCUGAGGUUGAGGACUUGGCCGAGACUACACAGGUAGUGUCAGAUGGCUUUCUGGCCAAACUCGGGAGGAUUCUCCAAGUUCCUCCGGAGCAGAUCAACCCCGCCCAGCCGCUGAUCAAUCUCGGCGUCGACUCGCUAAUGGCGGUCGAGGUACGGUCUUGGUUUCUCAAGGAGAUUGACGUGGAUGUGCCGGUCUUGCGCAUCCUCGGUGGCGCCUCGCCUCUCGAGCUCUGCCAGGAGGCCGCCGAUCGCUACAUGUCGACGCGGGCGCCUACACCCCCGGCGAUGGGCUCUUCUGGGACAUCAUCCCUGAGUACGAGUCAGAUGCUCGACUCCAGUCAGCCCAUAAGUUCGGCAACCUCCCAUACGGGCUCGCUCUCAUCCGACGGGAUCAAGACCCCGCCGGAGACGGUUCAAUCUGAGGCUUCGUCUGUCGAGGAGGAGGAGGAGGAUUUGGAAGAGGUCGAAGUGGAACGAAUGUCCUUUGCCCAGGAGCGGCUAUGGUUCCUGAGAGUGUUCCUGGAAGAUCGCUCAACAUACAACGUGACCAUGAUGUACCAUGUGCGCGGACCUACGGCCAGUGCGUUGAGUGACGCCUUCAAUGCAGUUGUAAAUCGUCAUCACGUUUUGCGUUCCGCAUACCGGGAGAAUCAAGGGACUGGUCUCCCGUAUCAGAGCGUUUUGCAUCAGUCUCCGUUCCGGUUAUCUCAAAGGGGAUUACCCACGGCAGAUGGAGAGAUUGAUCGGGAGUUUCAGAGACUCUGCCAUCACGACUUUGAUCUGGAACAUGGAGAAUCCAUGGCUGCGGUCCUAUUCUCCCAUGCGCCAGACACCCAUACUCUUCUUUUGGGCUUUCACCACAUCGUUUUCGACGGGUUCAGUGGUCAAGUCUUCAUCAAGGAUCUAGCUGCUGCAUUGUCCGGUCACUAUCUCCCUCCCCUGCGGCAUCAGUACACUGACUUUGCCCGCCGCCAACGGGCCCGAGUGCAAAGCGAGAUGGCGGAGGAUAUCGCGUAUUGGAAGGAGGCGUUUCCUACCCUGCCGGCCCCUGUGCCUCUGUUCGAUUUCUGUCAGGUUACGACCCGGCGAACAUUGACCGAGUAUACGAUGCAUGGAAUCCAGCGUUCGGUCCCCGCGUCGACAGUGCCUACAUUCAAAGAGAUGGUACGACAGUUCCACGCGACUCCUUUCCACGGCCAUCUGGUCAUUCUGCAGCUUCUUCUCGCUCGCUUUCUGGAUCUUACCGAGGUCUGCAUCGGAAUCACGGACGCGAACCGCACUGAUCCGGAUUUCCUGGAGACAAUUGGGUUCUUUGUGAAUCUUCUUCCCCUCCGCUUUGACGUCGGCCAGCACGACUCUCUGAAAGGGCUCUUGCAGAAUACCCGCGAUGUCGCCUAUCGAGCUCUACAGCACUCCCGAGUCCCGUUCGAUGUCCUCUUGGAUGCGCUGGCUGUCCCUCGCUCGACAACGGAAAGUCCCCUCUUCCAGAUUCUCAUGAACUACAAGAUGGGAUCUGCUGGCAGGGUCAAAACAGAAGAACUGGAGGCGGAGCUGCUGCAGUUCCAAGACGCUCGCAAUCCCUAUGAUCUGGUGUUCGAUAUCGAGGAACAAGAUGACGGGACCACCCUUGUCGGCCUCCAGUCGCAGUCCUACCUCUACAGCCAAGAUGAUCUGGGUAUGUUACUGAAUGCCUACGUGUGCCUAAUGAAAUCAUGCUCCAUCAACCCCAGCUGGUUUCUUGAUAGGCAUACUCUCUACCAUGAAGAAGAUGUGAGCAAGGCACUGGUGCUGGGAACAGGCCCUCGACUGGACUUGAGCGAGGUCAUGACUAUCUGUCGCCAAAUCGAUGAAAUCAUUGCGAGUCAGCCGGACGAGAUGGCCGUCAGGGAUCAUGAGGGCCAUUCUCUCACCUACGGACAGAUGCACAACGAAAUUCAAUCCAUUGCGGCCACGCUAGAGGCCAGUGGAGUGCGCCCAAAGGACUAUGUGGCAGUUUACUGUGAGCCUACCAUCCACUCCGUCUGCUAUUUGCUCGCCAUUUGGCGUCUGAAUGCCAUCUACGUUCCCUUGGAUCCGCAGAACCCGGCGGCCCGGUUGCAACUGAUCCUAGACGAUUGCCAACCGAGGGUCCUUAUCUACCAUGAAGCAACCGAACGGACCAUCCGCGAGUUCCACCUGUCUGCCACCAAGCCCAUCACCUUCUCCAGUUUCUCUGCCUCGGUCAUCUCCCCCGUCCCUGACCGGUCCGAAUCUUCUUCCCCCGCCUGCGCUCUAUACACUAGUGGCUCGACAGGGGUGCCCAAGGGAAUCGUCCUGACCCAUGGCAACUUUGUCAACCAGAUCAUGGGCGUCCGGCAUCAGUUCUCCGUGGGACGUGAGACCGUCCUGCAGCAAAGCUCGCUCGGGUUCGAUGUGUCCCUGGACCAGAUGCUGCAGCCCCUCGUCGGCGGCGGUACCCUGGUGGUGGCCCCUCGACAUCUACGCGGGGAUGCCGUGGAAUUGGCCCGGCUGAUGGUGCGCGAGCAUGUCACCUACACCUACGCCACGCCGUCCGAGUACGCAGCACUUCUCCGGUAUGGGGGGGAUGUGUUACAGCAAUGCUCGUCCUGGCGAUUCGCCUUUGUCGGGGGAGAAGCGCUCCCUCCGCAUCUGAUCCGGCCCUUUUAUGCUCUUCAGCGUCCGGGCCUCCGCCUGAUUAACCGAUAUGGCCCUACUGAAAUCACAGUGUCGAGUAGCUGUCUAUCUAUCGAUACUUGUGAUCCUGCGGUUCUCCAACUAUCGCGGGUUAGCGUGGGAUACUCGCUGCCAAACUAUGCGACCUACAUCAUGGAUUCCAAUGGAUGUCUUCUGCCUGUCGGAUACGUGGGGGAGAUUGUCAUUGGGGGGUCUGGAGUGGCACAGGGCUAUCUACAGAAGGAAGAGCUCACCCGUGAACGAUUCGUGCGGGAUCCUUUUAGCACUUCUGACACCAAGCCCCAGCAAUGCGGCCGCAUGUAUCGGACUGGAGACAAGGGCCGGCUGCUCCCGACGGGAGAAUUGAUGUAUCUGGGCCGAAUGAACGGGGAUACCCAGAUAAAACUGCGAGGCUUCCGGGUGGAACUGGAGGAUAUUGCGCAGACCAUCCUGCGGGUGGCUCAUGGUCGUCUGGCUGAUGCUGUCGUCUCCGUUCGCGGCAUCCACGACGAGGAUGGGGACCGACGGUUCCUGGUGGCCUUUGUUGUUCCUGCGCGGCAGAACGACGGAGCUGGUGAGAUCCAGACCUUCCUUGACCGACUUGUCCACUCUCUCCCUCUACCUCAGUACAUGAUUCCCCGGCUGAUUCUCGCCGUCGACCAUCUGCCGCGGAAUCCCAAUGGCAAGCUGGACCGACAUGCGCUGGAUCAAGUGCCGCUGCCUUCCCUGUCCACCGAAUCUCCUCCACAGAAGCUCACUGCCGCACAGGAGGCGGUAGUUUGCGCGUGGAAGCGAUAUCUCGAUCCGUCCAGUCUGCCUAGCUCAUGGAGCCCAUCCGCGGAUUUCUUCGAGCUCGGGGGUAACUCGCUGCUGAUGGUCCGUGUGCAAGCUCUACUGUGUGAGGCCUUCGACCGCCGGAUUUCCCUACAUGAGCUAUUCCAGUCGAGCACCGUGCAAGGAAUGGCCGCUCGCUUUGCACCGGAGGAACUCGCCCAGUCCACCUCUCUGAUCGACUGGGAAUCGGAAACAGCACCAGGCGAACUGGAGCGACAGGCGGCGGACUCCGUCUCACCUGCUCGGCUCCAUCACAGCGACGGGAAGAUGGAGGUGUGUCUGACUGGAUCAACCGGGUUCUUAGGCUCCGCGCUUCUUCGACACUUGGUCGCCGAUCCUCGUGUGUCCCGCAUUCAUUGCGUCGCCGUUCGCUCCUCGGAUCCAACUCGCCCGCGGACCUUGGCCGUCACCUCCGACAAGAUCGUGGCCUAUGCGGGUGACCUGACGGCGCCUCGUCUGGGUCUCGACCCGGAGACGUGGGACGCCUUGGGGGCGCGGGUGGAUGCCGUCAUCCACAACGGGGCGGAUGUGUCGUUCCUGAAGUCCUACCACUCGCUGCGCAAGGCCAAUGUCCAGUCUACUCGCGAGCUGGCGUGCUUGGCCCUGCGUUACCGCAUCCCGCUGCACUUUGUCUCCACGGGGGGAGUGGCCCAGCUGGCUGAGGUCGAACCCCUCGCACCACAAUCGGUCACGCAAUUCCUGCCUCCGGUCGACGGCUCCAUGGGCUACGUUGCCUCGAAAUGGGCCAGUGAGGCCUAUCUGGAGUCGUGUGCGUCACAGUUCCAGCUGCCGUGUAUCAUCCACAGACCGUCCAACAUCGUAGGCGAGGGCGUUCCAUCGACCGAUCUGAUCCAUUCUAUCCUUGAAUUCUCAGUUCGAAUUCAGAGCGUCCCUACUUUGGACAACUGGUCUGGAUCAUUUGACUUUGUGCCCGUCGAGGAUGUCGCGCUCGGGGUGUGUGGGGAGGUGGUCCGCAGCGUCGAUGCCCUGGAGUCCAGUACGGCAGCUGGGCCACUGCUGCCGCGAUUUGUUCACCACUGUGGUGCGGAGAAGAUCCCUGUGGGCGACAUUGGCAUUUAUUUGGAGAGAAAGUAUGGAGUUGCGCUUCGUGCGUUGGACGUUGAUUCAUGGCUGGAUGCCGCCUGUGCGGCUGGGCUUUCGGCGGCCAUGGAGAGUCUGGUGACGGCAACAUUGAAGGAGAAGGACCAUCAUUUGCUGCCGUCCUUGUCUCAGUAG